This is a messenger RNA of Pocillopora damicornis (cauliflower coral), 930 nucleotides long. RefSeq lists its product as uncharacterized. The record is from RefSeq and is a predicted model, not a curated record. NCBI's taxonomy places the organism in Eukaryota, Metazoa, Cnidaria, Anthozoa, Scleractinia, Pocilloporidae.
CAGGAAAGUCUUGAAGUCGACAGGACCUAGGAAUUUCAGAAAUGGCUGCAGAAUCAAUUGGUGGGUUGCUCUAUGGGUACAAAAAUUCCGCUAUAAUACAACCAGAAAGAAACGAUGUUGUGUGGGUAAACAAAAGACACGAUCCUCUGGACCUAAGAAGUAACGCUCCUGUUCAGCGGUCAAAAUUUAUCUGCGGACCUCCAGACAUGGCUGUCGACAAUCAUUGGAAACGCGAAACACAACCUUCGUUGAAGACUUUUUCACGGCAUCUUGAAGAAGGAAAGUGGUACCCUUCUACUCAAGCAACUAGAUGUGAAGAGUGGUCCACACUGAGACAGAUGUUUCCUUCUAAAGGCGUUCCAGAUCGAGUUAUCUCUCCACGAUGGGGAACUGGCUUACCUCUUGCGCCGAGGUUUCACCCAAAAAAUCAACAGCGAUUUCCACAUAUAAACAGCCCUAUGACACGAUAUGUAGAUGACAUGCAUCUCACAAACAGGCUCUUCAAGCUACACUGAGGCCUAAGCUGAUUUACCUGUACUUGAAAACAGUUAAAAUGUUGGUGACUAGCUGUUCCUCUAUUAAAAAACAGUAUCUAAUGGCAAUGUCUGGAGUGACUGAAAUAAUUUACACAACUAACUUAUAACAAGAAAGUUUUAUUUGAUAUUUUUCAUUCCAUUGUUUGUAAUAGGCAUGUUUUUUCACACAAAAUGUAAUAAAAUACUAAAAAUCAAGUUCACCUAGGACUUAAACAUUAUUUAGCAAGGCAACGUGUAAUUGUAGCUAUACCCUCACCACCUGAACCACUGAGUUUCUGGAAACAGAUUUCAGCAAACUAUUUGUAGUAUGGAGGCAUUUGAUGGAAAUUGUGCCAUUCUAAUGCAAGUACAAUGAAAAACCUUGUUUCUCAAAUAAAACUGAAACUCUACAGAA